Messenger RNA from Loxodonta africana (African savanna elephant), 3610 nucleotides. RefSeq names its product sprouty RTK signaling antagonist 3 (gene SPRY3). Lineage: Eukaryota; Metazoa; Chordata; Mammalia; Proboscidea; Elephantidae. Gene Ontology annotation, cellular component: cytosol; membrane. The transcript has a single exon. Gene Ontology annotation, biological process: negative regulation of Ras protein signal transduction; multicellular organism development; negative regulation of fibroblast growth factor receptor signaling pathway. The coding region runs from base 447 to 1316 and encodes 289 amino acids. The record is from RefSeq and is a predicted model, not a curated record.
UUUCAUUUUUAUGAGAACGCUGAUGCUCAAGGCUUAGAUUUCUGUGUGUUAGCAAACACUGGAAUGAGUUAGCUACUCCUGUGAACCUAGUUGUAUGAUGGAAUACAAAGGAAUCAAAGAUCUGAUUUUUCAUCUCAAAGUGCUUUAUAGUCUGGAUAGGAUGACCAAACUUGCCUGUAAAGAAGUAGGUGAGGUCAAUUACAAACUAAAGGUAUAACAUGAAGACUAUUGCAAAGUGAUUGAAGAUGGUUGUGGUGAUAGGUUCUGAGCUUAUUUGAUUCCCUGCAAAGUACUCAUGCCAGUGUGUUCUCAUUUAUUGUUUCUCUUCCUUCCCUCCUAGGAUUUUCUGAUGUACCCUGAGGUCCAUGUAACUGCAAGGUCUCCUCUUUAUCACCUUAAGUGCCGCUCUGACCCAAAACCACUCAGAGCUCAAGAAUCAAGGCAAAAUGGAUGCUGCAAUGACAGAUGAUUUCCAACAAGUUCUGCCUAUUGAACAGCUGCGCUCUACUCAUGCUAGCAAUGAUUAUGUGGAGCGGCCUCCGGCGCCCUGUAAGCAGACCCUCUCCAGCCCUUCCCUUAUUGUGCAAACCCACAAAUCUGAUUGGUCCCUGGCUACCAUGCCUACUGCUCUCCCCCGCAGUCUCAGCCAUUGCCAUCAAUUGCAGCCCUUGCCUCAGCAUCUGAGCCAAUCUAGCAUUGCCAGCUCGAUGUCCCAUAGCACCACUGCCUCUGAUCAAAGGCUCUUGGUCAGCAUUACACCCUCACCUUCAGGCCAGUCCAUCAUCCGAACCCAGCCUGGAGCAGGAGCCCACCCAAAGGUUGAUGGUGCUCUGAAGGGAGAAGCUGAGCAAUCUGCAGUGCACCCCAGCGAGCACCUCUUCAUCUGUGAGGAGUGUGGGCGCUGCAAGUGUGUCCCUUGCACUGCAGCUCGCCCUCUACCCUCCUGCUGGCUUUGCAACCAGCGUUGCCUUUGCUCUGCUGAGAGCCUCCUUGAUUAUGGCACUUGUCUCUGCUGUGUCAAGGGCCUCUUCUACCACUGCUCCACUGAUGAUGAAGACAACUGCGCCGAUGAGCCCUGCUCCUGUGGGCCUAGCUCUUGCUUCAUCCGCUGGGCAGCCAUGAGCCUCAUCUCCCUCUUCCUACCCUGCCUGUGCUGCUACCUGCCUACCCGUGGAUGCCUCCAUCUGUGCCAGCAGGGCUGUGAUAGCCUCAGGCGACCAGGCUGCCGCUGUAAGAGGCACACUAAUACCGUGUGCAGAAAAAUCUCUUCUGGUGGUAGUGCACCCUUUCCCAAGGCCCAGGAAAAGUCUGUAUGACCUUCCUACAAGCUGGAUCCAGAGCUGUCUCCUUUAACCCCCAUCAGUAAAGGAUAGGCCUCACUUUUGAAGAGGGGGAGGAGUAAUCAACUAGCCAAAGUUAGGGCCUCACCUCUUUUGUUCCUCCAAUGUCAGGGGAAUGGCCAAGAACAUCCUGUUUAGGAUGCCUUGUUCUUUCUCACAGUAUCUAUCCCACUCCUCUUCAACCUUUUUACACCCAGCCAGCUCAGCCCUCAUGGCUGUCAUGGCAAAUUCAGGUGAUAUAUAGGUGUGAGGUUUGGACACUGAGGACCCACAGAGCCAGCAAUGUGGAGGUUUAGGGGCUCCCCAAUGAAAUGCCUCUCGGUGCGGGCUCUGAGCAUCACUGCUUUCCACAGUGCCUUUGGGAGCUUUCUUCUAAGAUGGUUUUCACAGGUCAAUGUGGAACAGCGUUCGGUCUCCCAGGGAAUCUGACCCCUUCUCCCUCCUUACUGCCCUUCAUUCUUUCUCUCUGUCUUUCUCCCUCGCUCUUCUUUUCAUUACCCUAUUCUAUAUUCCUUCCCCUUCAUUCCCACCCUCUCUACUUUUACUCUUCCUCCUUUUUUCUCUCCCUCCCUUCCCUCUUUUUCAGACUAGUCCUUGCUCCACCUCUAUUUCUAAUUGUUUGAUCUGUCUUUGUUUCUCUAUGCCUGCCCUUCUUUCUCUAACACUUCCAAAAGUGCUGUUUUUCCAUAGGUGUUUCUUUUGACUCCACACUUUGCUAUGCUAUACUAUCGACUAAUUUUUAUUAAGGGAAAUGGAUUACUGUAAUGAACUGAUCACUAGCAAUAGUCUAUACCCUGAUAUGUGUGUGCACUCACAACCACACUUACCAGUUUGUGAUCAUAUGAGGCAAAAUUAUCUAACAUUUCCAGGUUAAUUAGUUGAAGUUUUACUCCCAUUCCCAAUAACGACUUGUAGUACUGACAGAUUCCACUAGCAUGCUGAGUAGGAUAGUAAAUCAGGAUGCUCAUAACUUCGUAUGUCUGACCCAAGUGCCAAAGGCAGACGUGCUUUAUAGCUAAAUGAACAAAGCAAAGGAUAUUAGGGAAGUCUGUUCUGUCUUAGAAGCUAACUGCCCUGAGACUGCAUGGCUCAGGCCUUAAUAAUGGACAUAAAAAAGUCAUAAAACUUUAGAGCUGGAAAGAAUCUUGACUAUUAAUCUAGUUUAAUGCCCUUAUUUUACAGAUGGGAAAACUGAGGUCUGGAGAUAGGAAGGGACUUGCCCAAGGCCACACACUGAGUUAAUAACAGGGUUGGGACUGGAUAUAGCAUUCUCACCCCUAAUUCAAUGUUUUCUCCCCUACACCACAUUGAGUCAUGGGACUUUUCUCCUAAGACUCUAUUAACAAUGACAGAAAGCCAUUCCUAUCCCAUUAAUUUUCAGGAACCAUGCAGAGUGAGUGUGGUGGUCUUUAUGCAGUGCAUGGUCGGUAGCUAAUUAACUAUUAGGUGUCAAGGCUGUCCCCAUUGGACAUUGGCUCUGUCACCUUAUAGAAGCUCAAGUGUGGAAGAGAAAAGCUGAAAGAAGCCCUAAGCAAGCUGUAUCUUCACCAUUGCAUCUACUCUUUACUGCACAUACUGUGCUCACUCCUGGCUUUGUCUACAAUGGCAGUUGCCUGAGAACCUAAAUUUCAGCAACAGUGAAAAACUCAGAUGAAAGAUGUAUAAUGCAGAGAACUAACUUAUCUUUUAAAAAAUAACAGACAGCCUGUGCUGUGAACCCCCUUCAAUGGGAAAAGGCUGCAAUGGUGAUGACAGGCUCCUAAAGACUGCUGCUAAAAGACAUAAUGUACAGUUUCCCUCUGUAAGUGAAUCUAAAAUUCACUAAGGAAUUCAGAGAUUGAGGGCACUUGCUUGAAAUCAAGGUGCUCCAACUUAGUUUAAGACUUCCAGACUCUAUAUAUCAUCUCUUUUAAAGUGUGCAUGGAUGUGUGUUGCAGGGUGGAGAGGUGGGGAGGAGAAGUUAUAGUCGUACACAGGGGCAAGAAGAAGGGGACAUCCACGUCUUUUUGUUGGAUACAUACAUUGGGAGAUAACAAAAGAGAACUACAGAAAUAUUUGCCACUCAGUCUUUAUGGGUUCUGAAUCUUCCUGAAGUGUACUGACAUUUGGGCUGCACACAGCCCCAUACCUUCACUUACACCUCCUCUUCUAGAAUUGCUUUGCUCUAUUUUUGUAUAUAUAAAUAUGUUAUGAUGAUUAUUAAUAAUGGUAAUGAUAUUGCUGCAAAUGGUGCCAUAUAUAAGGUUUGGCUUCUUGGAACAUUUAUAAAC